Molecule: messenger RNA, 1137 nt
Organism: Arachis duranensis
Lineage: Eukaryota; Viridiplantae; Streptophyta; Magnoliopsida; Fabales; Fabaceae
Product: F-box protein CPR1-like
Exons: 1
Coding region: 1-1137 (378 amino acids)
Molecular function (GO): protein binding
Source: RefSeq, a predicted model, not a curated record
AUGGAGAAGAAGAGCAUUCAUGACAUCCUCCCUCUUGAGUUGAUUCGCAGAAUCUUUCUGAGAGUGCCGGCCAGCCAUCUCUUUCCCCUCAGGUCUGUUUCGAAGCUGUGGUACUCUCUCAUUUCCGAUCCACACUUUGCUGAAUUGCAUUUUCACCACUCUCCCGCUUCCACCAAUGCACUCUUCUGCAUAAAAAACGGCAAUGUGGCUUACUUCGUUUAUUUAGACGCACUGGUAUUUAAUGACGGCAAUGAUGCAUCUCACGUAAAAGAGGUGUGUACCCCUUUCAAGACGAAACCACCUUCUCAUUUUGAGGUCCUGGGAUCCUGUAGAGGCUUUGUUCUCUUACAUCGUCACCCUCAAUGUUUAGUGGUAUGGAACCCACUGACUGGAUCCACCAGAAGAAUAUCUUACUCUGGGAUUGAUUCUCGUAUGUACAACGGCUUUAGGCUUCCCAAAAGUGCCCGUCUGUAUGGAUUUGGUUAUGAUGCAUCCCGGGAUGAUUACUUAGUUGUUGUAGCUUGGUGUGAGCGGCGAAGACAAGAUCACUUGGAUUGCUUGUCCUUGAGAACCAAUUCCUGGAUUCAUCUUGAUGCUGCACUCCCCAAACCCUUGCGUGUUUUUAAGGACACGUCUACUGGGUUGUUUUUGAAUGGUGCUAUUCAUUGGGUGCCUUGGCCUAUUAAAGAUCACAGGGAUGCUAUUCUUAUCUUUGAUAUGAAGUCAAGGACUUUUUCAACCAUGUCUGAGCCGGAACCGGCAUUCUCCUAUGAGUCCUAUCCAGGUAUCGUCCUACUAGGGGGAUGCCUAGCCUUGUAUUAUGACUGUCUAGAUAGCUGCAGCACUGACAUAUGGGUGAUGAAAGAAUAUAAAGUGCAAUCAUCUUGGACUCUCUAUCAGAUUCCUUGCCUUUUCUUUCUGCCUCUGUACUUAUCCAAUAAUGGUGAUAUUAUUGGAGAAAUAAUUCUUUCGGAUAAAAUAGAAAAGAAAAAGUUUCUCAUGUCAUGGGAGGAGAGCUGCUCCCACGUGUUAAAUAUCUUUGUUCUGCGCUUAACAUCAGUGCAACCUAUGCUAUGUAUAGAGAGAGUCUCUUGCCACUCCCUAGUGACAUUAAGGAUGAGGAUAAUAAGAACAUGA